UAUAAAUUGUCUGAUUUUAGAUAGAUUUAUCUUUACUGUGGUGCGAGGACAUUGAACAGUAAAGCAGACAAGACAGAUUGGACGAGCUUUCUUCAAGAUGAAAACCAUUCUUGCGCUUCUGGUUGUGCUAGUUUCAUACCACAGAAGUUACGCUGGCACGUGCACCGAGUGCAAGACAACCUAUGAUGCUGCCACCAAGGAUUGCACUGUGAUUAAAACCUACAUAAAAUGUCUCUAUGACGCAAGUGGUGCUGGAUGUGACACAGUCAUCACUAUGAUGGGAACCGCGGAAACUGCUCGCAAAGCCGAAACCUCUUGUGAUUUGACCGACACCUGCACGUGCCAAGUCAAUUUUAAAAAAGCAGACGUUAAUUCCGACACACUGAAAUGCACGGCACGCAAGACAGAGCUGAAUUGCCUUUUGACGGCCAAUAACGCUGGAUGUGACAAAACAAAGACUAAGAUGGACAUCAUCACAGCUUCUGAAACUGCAGCCAAAGCUGUUACUGGAUGCACACUGUCGGACACGUGUCAGUGUCAGGUGACCACUGCCAAAAGUGACAUGUCUGAUGACCCCAAGAAAUGCACGGCACACACGGUAGAGCUGAAUUGUCUUUUGACGGCCAAAAACGCUGGGUGUGACGACACAAAGACUAAGAUUAACAUCAUCACAGCUUCUGAAACGGCAGCCAAAGCUGUUACUGGAUGCACACUGUCGGACACGUGUCAGUGUCAGGUGACCACUGCCAAAAGAGACAUGUCUGAUGACCCCAAGAAAUGCACGGCAUACAAAACAGAACUGAAUUGCCUUUGGAGCGCCAUGGGCACUGCGUGUGACAGUACAACGACUAAGAUUGACACCGUCAAGGCUUCUGAAAAAGCAGCCACUGGUGUUACUGGAUGCACGCUGUCGGAAACAUGUAAGUGUCAGGUGGCCACUGCCAAAGCUGACAUGACUACCGACACCAAGAAAUGCACAGCACGCAAUACAGAAUUGAAUUGCCUCUUGAAGACUACGGACGGUGGAUGCGACGAGACAAAGACUAGGAUGGACAUCGCCACAGCUUCGGAAACAGCAGCCACUGGAUGCAAUCACAGACGGCGAAACAUUGAACAUAUUGGCUACAUCACGCUGAAUUCUACCAAUUUGAAGCAUGUCGAUAGCCAUAAGGUGUUCUUCACAUCGAAAGUAAAUUUGACAUUAGCCUCCACCAUGUCAAGCAGUGGCUCGCUGCACAAGACGCCUAUUCGCUUCAGCGAUCGUUGCGCUACAAAUUCAAAAGAAACAGGCUCGUGGCGAGUGGAUUGA
This is a messenger RNA of Gigantopelta aegis, 1309 nucleotides long. Its product is annotated as G surface protein, allelic form 156-like. The transcript is spliced from 13 exons. Bases 98 to 1309 code for a protein of 403 amino acids. The record is from RefSeq and is a predicted model, not a curated record. NCBI's taxonomy places the organism in Eukaryota, Metazoa, Mollusca, Gastropoda, Neomphalida, Peltospiridae.